AUGGGAAUGACUGUUCACUGCCGCAUCAUGAAGAUUGACAUUGAGAAGUUUAGUGCAGACCUGACCUGCCGCACCUCGGACCUCAUGGAUAGGAACAAUGAGUGGAAGCUGCCCAAGGAUACCUACUAUGACUUUGAUGCUGAAGCAGCAGACCACAAGCAGGAGAAGGACCUGAAGCAGAAGCAGCAAUGGACCACAUAUAUCAAGCGAGGUGACAUGAUCAUCCGACCUAGCAGCAAGGGUGAGAAUCACCUGACAGUGACCCGGAAGGUCAGUGACGGCAUCUACCAGCACGUGGAUGUGCGGGAAGAGGGCAAGGAAAACGCCUUCAGCCUGGGAGCCACCCUGUGGAUCAGCAGUGAGGAGUUUGAAGACUUGAAUGAGAUUGUUGCCUGCUAUGUUGAGCCUAUGGCAUCCUUUGCCCGGGAUCUUCUAAACCACAAAUAUUAUCAGGACUGCAGCAGUAGGGACCAUAAGAAAUUAGAGGAGCUGCUCAUCAAAACUAAGAAGAAGCCCACCUUCAUUCUCUAUUUCAUCUGUGCCUGCAAGGAACUGCCCGGCAAGUUCCUACUGGGAUACCAGCCCCGGGGUAAACCCAGGAUAGAGUAUGUAACUGUGACUCCAGAAGGAUUCCGGUACCAGGGCCAAGUCUUCCCCACUGUGAAUGGCCUUUUCAGAUGGUUUAAGGAUCACUAUCAGGAUCCUGUACCAGGCAUCACCCCCACUAGCAGCAGCAGGACCCGAACACCUGCUUUUAUCAAUGCUACCCCAGCCAACAUCAACCUUGCAGAUCUGGCACGGGCUGUGAACGCCCUGCCCCAGAACAUGACCUCACAGAUGUUCAAUGCCAUUGCUGCCGUGACAGGUUGGGGCCAGAACCCUAAUGCCACCCCAACACAGUGGGCCUCCAGCCAGUAUGGCUAUGGUGGCAGCAGAGGGGGCAGUAGCGCUUACCACAUAUUCCCAACACCAACCCAGCAGCCAGUGGCCACACCACUAAUGACCCCCAGCUACUCCUACACAACACCCAGCCAACCCAUCACCACGCCACAGUACCACCAGCUGCAGGCCAGCACCACCCCACAGUCUGCCCAGGCCCAGCCCCAGCCCUCCUCCGGCUCCUGGCAAUGCAGCAGCAGCCAAAUCCAACAGCCAUGCAGCCAUCGACUGGGGCAAGAUGGUGGAGCAGUGGCUACAGGAGAAGGAGGCGGAGUGGCGGAAACAGAAGCAGCGGCUGAUCCCUCGACCCUCCCCCAGCCCUAUGAUCGAAAGCACCCUCAUGUCUACUGCUGGUGA
This is a messenger RNA of Rangifer tarandus platyrhynchus (Svalbard reindeer), 1296 nucleotides long. The record is from the annotation of a GenBank genome assembly. NCBI's taxonomy places the organism in Eukaryota, Metazoa, Chordata, Mammalia, Artiodactyla, Cervidae.